AGCCGCGGAGGAGAAGGGCCCGGCUUGGGACCCAUAGAAGGGGGACGGGGCGGGGCCUGGCGGCUGCGCUGCCCCUCGGAGUUCGAGAGGCAGACCUGCACGCCUCCGAUCCUCUGUGCGCAGCCCCGCACCUGCUACCCUCGGCUGCCCCGGGGCGCCGCUGUCAUGCGGCUAGCGCUGCUCUGGGCCUUGGGGCUCUUGGGCGCGGGCAGCCCUCUGCCGCUUCCAGAUACAGGUGGCACCAAGGAGAGGGCAAUUCCAGAGAGAGCCCUAGGUGGGCCCUUGCAGCCCCAGAUCCUUCAGGACAAUCUCACGCUCAGCCUAGCAGAGGUGCUUCAGACCAGCCUGCCAGAGGCUUUGCAGAUCAAGUUGGAGUUGGACGGUGAGAGUCACAUCCUGGAGCUACUACAGAAUAGGGAGCUAGUCCCAGGCCAGCCAACCCUGGUGUGGUACCAACCUGAUGGCACCCGGGUAGUCAGUGAGGGACACAGUCUGGAGAGCUGCUGCUACCAGGGGGGAGUGCAGGGCCAUGCAGACUCCUGGGUCUCCAUCUGCAUCUGCUCCGGGCUCAGGGGCUUGGUGAUCCUGUCCCCAGAGAAAGGCUAUACCCUGGAGCUGAGGUCUGGGGACCUUCAGGGUCCUCCCAUUAUCUCCCGGAUCCAAGAUCUCCUCCUGCCAGGACACGCUUGCGCCCUAAGCCGGCAUGAACCUGCGCCCACUUGGGCUUCAGCAGGGCACCCCCUGCGACAGCCUCGAAUUCAUCGGUGGAGGCGAGACGUGGUAACAGAAACCAAGAUUAUUGAGCUAGUGAUUGUGGCUGAUCAUUCGGAGGUCCAGAGGUACCCAGACCACCAGCAGCUGCUAAACCGCACACUGGAAGUGGCCUUACUCCUGGACACAUUCUUCCAGCCCCUAAACAUACGAGUGGUGCUGGUGGGCCUGGAGGCGUGGACCCGACACGACCUGAUAGAGAUAAGCCAAGACCCAGGUGUCACGCUACACAACUUCCUCCGCUGGCGCCGGGCCAGCUUACUGCCUCGUUUGCCCCAUGAUAGUGCCCAGCUGGUGACAGCUACUUCAUUCUCUGGGCGCAUGGUGGGCAUGGCCAUUCAGAGCUCCAUCUGUUCUCCUGACUUCUCAGGAGGUGUAAACAUGGACCACUCCAUAAGCAUCCUGGGAGUUGCCUCUUCAAUAGCCCAUGAGUUGGGCCACAGCUUGGGCUUGGACCACGACUCACCUGGGAACAGCUGCCCCUGUCCAGGCCCAGCCCCAUCCAAGAGCUGCAUCAUGGAGGCCUCCACAGAUUUCCUGCCAGGCCUGAACUUCAGCAACUGCAGCCGACAGGCCCUGGAGAAGGCCCUCUUGGAUGGGAUGGGCAGCUGCCUCUUUGAACAGCUGCCCCGCCUGCCCUCCAUGGCUACCGUCUGUGGAAAUAAGAUUUCGGGGCUGAGCAAGCAGUACAACUGUGGCUUCCCAGAUGACUGCACUGAUCCCUGCUGUGAUUCUGUCACCUGCCAGCUGAGGCCAGGAGCACAGUGUACAUCAGAUGGACCCUGUUGUCAAAAUUGCCAGCUGCGCCCGGCUGGCUGGCAGUGCCGUCCAGCAAGAGGUGACUGUGACUUGCCCGAGUUCUGCUCAGGAGACAGCUCCAGGUGCCCUCCUGACAUCAGUCUGGGGGACGGCGAGCCGUGUGCUGGUGGACAGGCUGUGUGCAUGCAAGGGCGCUGUGCCUCCUAUGCCCAACAGUGCCAGGCUCUCUGGGGACCUGGGGCCUGGCCUGCCGCACCACUCUGCCUCCUCACUGCCAAUACUCGGGGGAAUGCCUUUGGGAACUGUGGGCGCAGCCCUGCUGGCAGUUAUGUGUCCUGUGACCCUAGAGAUGCCAUUUGCGGGCAGCUCCAGUGUCAGGGGGGCAUGGCCCAGCCUCUGCUGGGUUCAGCCCAGGACUUUCACUGGGAGACACUAGAAGCCAACGGGACCCAGCUGAAUUGCAGCUGGGUACACCUGGACCUGGGCAAUGAUGUGGCCCAGCCCCUCCUGACUCUACCUGGAACAGCCUGUGGCCCUGGCCUGGUAUGCAUUGACCGUCGGUGCCAGCCUGUGGAUCUCCUGGGAGCACAGGAGUGUCGAAGCAAAUGCCAUGGGCAUGGGGUCUGUGACAGCACUAGGCACUGCCGCUGUGAGGAGGGCUGGGCACCCCCUGACUGCAGCGCCCGGGUCAGAGCCUCCAGCUCCCUGACCACAGGGCUGCCCCUCAGCCUCCUGUUGUUGCUGAUCCUGGUGCUGCUUGGUGCCAGCUACUGGCACCGUGCCCGCCUACGCCAGCGACUCUGCCAGCUCAAGGGACCCAGCUGCCAAUACAGGGCAGCCCAGUCUGGUCCCCAAGAACGCCCAGAACCCCCACAGAGGGCCCUGCUGAUGCUGGGUGCCAAGCAGGCUAGUGCACUUGGCUUCCUGGUUCCCCCUUCCAGGCCACUGCCUCCUGACCCUGUGUCCAGGAGACUCCAGGCUGAGCUGGCUGACCGACCCAAUCCCCCCACACGCCCUCUGCCUGCUGACCCGGUGGUGAGGCACCCGAAGUCUCAGGGGCCUGCCAAGCCCCCACCACCAAGGAAGCCACUACCUGCCAACCCCCAGGGCCGGUGCCCUUCAAGUGACCUGUCUGAUCCAGGAGCUGGAAACCUACCCCUGGUGGUACCCUCCAGGCCUGCGCCGCCACCGCCACCAGGGGUGACCUCCCUCUACCUCUGAACUCUCCUGAAGUUUUGCCUGCCUCCAGGACUUAAAGAGGCAUGGACAGGUUUCAUGGAGUACACCCACACACACACUCAGCAACAAUGGAAGGAGCCAGCGCCUGGACACAAAGGAGCAGGUGUCUGAAGUCACCUCCACAAGCUGCUGAGCAUCACCCUGGGGACCAGCCCAUGCAGUUGCAGCUGAGGGUUAGGGAGCGCUGGGCGCUGGACCUAGCUGAAGGAGGUGUGCACAGCCUGUCUCUCUGCUCAGUUACAAUAAAUGAAAGAUCUCCGGGG
Molecule: messenger RNA, 3032 nt
Organism: Artibeus jamaicensis (Jamaican fruit-eating bat)
Lineage: Eukaryota; Metazoa; Chordata; Mammalia; Chiroptera; Phyllostomidae
Gene: ADAM15
Product: ADAM metallopeptidase domain 15
Exons: 23
Coding region: 166-2751 (861 amino acids)
Biological process (GO): integrin-mediated signaling pathway; innate immune response; proteolysis
Molecular function (GO): integrin binding; metalloendopeptidase activity
Source: RefSeq, a predicted model, not a curated record